AUGCCCAGCCCCGGGCCGCGUCGCCGCCGAUUGCCAGCUCUCUCCGGCUCCCCGGUCCAGGCCCCGCGCUCUGGCGGCUCUCCCGCGCCCCAGGCGGGGUUGCUCCAGCGCCGCCCCGCGGCCCCAGGCGUCACCCCGCGGGCGGAUGCCCGGAGCACCCAAAGUAGCCCUGGCCGCCUCGAGUCCUCCUUCUCCGUCGAGGCCAUCCUGGCUAGGCCGGACCCCAGCGCACCGGCCGCCUCCCAGUUAUCAGUUUCUGCCUACGCCGCCCCGGGCUUCUGGGCAGUUCCCUCAUGGUCCCCGGGUCCGGUUCUGCCUUGGGCAUGCACGGCGACUUGGCUGCCCGCCUAUCUGGGCGUGGGUCUUUACCCUUUGGGUCCUCAGACCCCUGUGCUGGGGCUGCGCGCGGCUCACUUCUGCGUUCUUCCAGGCCUUGGCGUUACAGGCUUGGAGCUGACUCACUGCCCAGGACUCUGGGACCCCCCAGAGUGGUCCGCAGCAGAGGAUCUUCCUGACAUUGAUCAACGAAAGAGGGUUAGAACUAUGUUUAACUUGGAGCAGCUGGUAGAGUUGGAGAAAGUGUUUGCAAAACAGCACAAUCUGGUGGGGAAGAAGAGAGCCCAGCUGGCAGCCCGGCUCAACCUUACCGAGAACCAGGUGAGGGUCUGGUUCCAAAAUCGCAGGGUCAAGUAUCAGAAGCAGCAAAAGCUGAAACUGUUGGCCUCAUCCGCCACAGCUGCCUCUCUGGACAAGCCCUUCAGCAGCUCUGACACCAGCAUCCAGAGUGAAGACAUCGACUCAGGAGUGGACAGCUGA
Molecule: messenger RNA, 816 nt
Organism: Orycteropus afer afer
Lineage: Eukaryota; Metazoa; Chordata; Mammalia; Tubulidentata; Orycteropodidae
Gene: NOTO
Product: notochord homeobox
Exons: 3
Coding region: 1-816 (271 amino acids)
Biological process (GO): neuron differentiation; central nervous system development
Molecular function (GO): DNA binding
Source: RefSeq, a predicted model, not a curated record